CUGCCUUCUUGAUAGUUUAUAAUAUACAACUCACACUUAAUUUUUAUUCUUGCUAUACUAUGACACCGUUACACAUUAACACAUCCAUAUUUUAUGUAUGUAUAUUAUAAAUAUUAUGCAUGUGUUCAGAUCGAAGUCCUUUUAUAAUUUUUUAAACCCUGGUCUUUGUGAUUUCAUAUAUAUAUAAGCUUGUAGUGCAUAUAUAACCCACUCAUCAACUCGUUGUUGGCAUCAAGAUCAGCAUCAAAAUCACAUAUAAAACCUUUAUCCUUUACAAAACAAUAAGAAUGGAUCAUCUAAUUUAUCCUUUUCCUCCAGCACCAAGGUGGUGGUCGGAACAAACAACGGCGGUUGUGACCGGAGCAAACAAAGGUAUAGGUUUUGAGGUGGUGAAGAAGUUGUUGGAGCUUGGACUAACUGUAGUAUUAACCGCAAGGAACGCCGAAAAUGGAAGCCUCGCCGUCGAUUCCCUCUGCCGUGCUGGCUUUCAAAACGUUCAUUUCUGUUGCCUUGACGUCUCUGAUCCUUCUUCAAUCGCUGCCUUUGUCUCCUGGUUUCGUCACAACUUUGGAGUACUCGACAUUCUGGUGAACAACGCCGCCGUUUCAUUUAACGCCGUCGGUGAAAAUUUAAUCAAAGAGCCAGAGACCAUAAUCAAGACCAAUUUUUACGGUGCCAAGCUUUUAACGGAGGCGCUCUUGCCGGUUUUCCGCCGGUCGGUCUCCGUUAGCCGCAUCCUUAACAUUAGUUCAAGGCUUGGCGCAUUAAACAAACUGAGAAACCCUAUUGUAAGACAAACCCUAGAAAGUGAAGAGCUUACCGACGAACAAAUCGAUGCGACGGUGACUCAGUUUCUCGAAGACGUGAGCAGUGGGACGUGGGAGAAGCAAGGAUGGCCGGAAAAUUGGUCGGACUACGCCGUCUCCAAGAUGGCUUUGAACGCUUACUCUAGAGUUUUGGCUCGACGUUACGACGGCAAAAAACUAAGCGUGAACUGCUUCUGUCCUGGCUUCACACGUACGUCUAUGACCGGUGGUCAGGGGACUCACACGGCGGAGGAUGCUGCCGCAACCAUCGCCAGGUUGGUUUUGCUUCCACGGGAGAAGUUGACCUCCGGCAAGUUUUUUAUGUUCUUAGAACAUAAGAAAAUUAUUUCCAGGUUAUGAUUUUUAUAGAUAAGAUCAUUAUGAUUAAAUUAUUAACUGAUUACUAUAGCAAAAUAAAUAAAUUCGUAUGAUAAUUCUCUGCGAAUUAAUAUACUAAAUUGUUUUAUAUUUGUGCAGUGUAUUGAUAAAUAAUGAAUUUAUAAGAGCAGACCAGUUUCUUAAA
Molecule: messenger RNA, 1329 nt
Organism: Raphanus sativus (radish)
Lineage: Eukaryota; Viridiplantae; Streptophyta; Magnoliopsida; Brassicales; Brassicaceae
Product: (+)-neomenthol dehydrogenase
Exons: 4
Coding region: 288-1166 (292 amino acids)
Cellular component (GO): membrane
Source: RefSeq, a predicted model, not a curated record